Messenger RNA from Spea bombifrons (plains spadefoot toad), 3614 nucleotides. RefSeq names its product aryl hydrocarbon receptor (gene AHR). Lineage: Eukaryota; Metazoa; Chordata; Amphibia; Anura; Pelobatidae. Gene Ontology annotation, biological process: regulation of transcription by RNA polymerase II. The record is from RefSeq and is a predicted model, not a curated record. Bases 296 to 2848 code for a protein of 850 amino acids. Gene Ontology annotation, molecular function: nuclear receptor activity; protein dimerization activity; transcription cis-regulatory region binding. The transcript is spliced from 11 exons. Gene Ontology annotation, cellular component: nucleus; aryl hydrocarbon receptor complex.
GUCACGCACAGUGGGUGACCCUGCGCACCGGAUCAUUCGAUUUCCUGCAGCAAAUCCGGUUUUCCGGUGUUUUUGUUGCGCGCCCCCCCCCCUUUGGCAUUAAGGAUUAACUCUAUCCUCCUGCGAACUCCUCGAAGUGUCAGUAACUCGCCUCCGCUCGCUGCGUGUGUCGUCCCGGGACCCGGAGCCGUGCAUGUCACAUCUGUCUCGGAUCUUUACAUUUACUUGGCCUACGUACUGAGCAAAGCGGAAAAGAAAAGGAAAGCCAUUAAAUAUUAAGGCAGCUCGGAGCGGGAUGAACACCAACAUCAUGUAUGCCAGCAGGAAGCGGCGAAAACCCGUCCAGAAGACGGUUAAGCCAGCGCCAUCUGAAGGGGUGAAGUCGAACCCAUCGAAGAGGCACAGAGACAGAUUAAACACUGAACUGGACAGAUUAGCCAGCCUGCUACCCUUCUCACAGGACAUCAUAUCCAAACUAGACAAGCUGUCCGUGCUCCGGCUCAGCGUCAGUUAUCUCAGGGCCAAGGGCUUCUUUGAAGUGUCGCUACAGAGAUCCAAGACAGACACCAAUGGGAUCAACGACAAUCGCAGAGCGGUGAAGCAAGGAGAAGACCUGCGUUCACUGGAGGGAGAGCUUCUGCUACAGGCCCUGAAUGGAUUCGUGUUGGUGGUGGCAUCAGAUGGCCUUGUCUUUUUUGCUUCAUCCACCAUUCAAGAUUACCUGGGAUUUCAGCAAUCUGAUGUCAUUCACCAAAGUGUAUUUGAGCUCAUUCACACAGAAGACCGACUCGAGUUCCAGCAGCAGCUUCAUUGGGCUUUAGACCCAGCACAGCCUUCAGACACUGCCCAGAGGUCCCAGGAUGACAAUGACUUCCCGGUGGUACAACCUUGCUACAAACCCGAGCAACUUCCUCCGGAGAAUUCAUCGUUCAUGGAGAGAAAUUUUGUCUGCAGGUUAAGAUGCCUUUUGGAUAAUUCCUCUGGAUUUUUGGCCAUGAAUUUUCAAGGACGUCUAAAGUUUCUGCACGGACAAAAUAAGAAGGGGAAGGAUGGGUCGCUUAUUCCUCCUCAGCUUGCACUUUUUGCAUUAGCUACUCCAUUGCAGUCUCCAUCCAUCCUGGAGAUCCGAACCAAAAACUUAAUCUUCAGAACAAAGCACAAGCUGGACUUCACUCCCAUUGGUUGUGAUGCGAAAGGAAGUAUUGUCCUGGGAUACACGGAAGCAGAGUUAUGUGUGAGAGGAACCGGCUAUCAGUUUAUUCAUGCUGCUGAUAUGCUUUAUUGCGCAGAGAAUCAUGUCAGAAUGAUCAAGACCGGUGAAAGCGGCAUGACCAUAUUCAGACUCCUCACUAAAGAAAACGGAUGGGCUUGGGUCCAAGCGAAUGCACGCCUUGUUUACAAAAAUGGACGGCCAGACUAUAUCAUCGCUACACAAAGGCCCCUGACUGAAGAAGAAGGAGCAGAGCACCUACGGAAACGAAGCAGUCAGCUGCCUUUCAUGUUUGCAACCGGCGAGGCGGUAUUGUACGAGUCUUCCUUUCCUUUCCAAGGAAUAAUAGACCCCACACAAAGUAAAUCCAAGAGUUCCUCUGUCAAAGGAACCUCCUCGGCCAAAGCCUCAAUAAAUGAAACGCCUGUAAACCCGGCUUCGCUCUUGGGUGCCAUCAUGAGACAAGGCGAAUCUGUGUACAUUAGUCCUCCAGCUCCAAAUAAUUUUUCCUUUGAAACCUUUUAUACAAAUGCUAGAGACAAACUCAGCGACUUUUCCAGCAGUUGGCAAGAUAAUUGUGUUCCAGUAGCCAAUAACAAUCUCAAACGAGAGGACGGAGUUUCUACACAGACGACAAAUUUAACGCACGCUCCUGAAAAUACAGAAAUCUUUAACGAGAGCAAAACUAAUGAUAUUUACAACAUCAUGAGAAGCCUUGGCAUCGAUUUUAGUGAUUUGGAGAUGAUCCAGCAAGAUGAGGCAUUUUUUAGGAACGAGUUUGAAUUUCCGGAUAUUGGAGAUAUUGAUGUGGCAGAUGAAAUUCUGACUUAUGUUCAGGAUUCUCUGAAUAGAAAACCAGACUGCAUGUUUGUUAACAACAUCCAGGAAAUGCCUUGUGUACAAGACCCGUCCGGCAUCGCACAAGAUCGCUUGGAUACGCCGCAACUACUUCAACAGCAGCCAAACCAAAUGAUGUCGCACCAGCUGUGUCACAAAAUGAAACACAUGCAAGUCAAUGGUUUGAUGGGAAACUGGAACUCUGUGAGCGGUGUGCCCCCCACGUACCAGGAGCCGCAGGAAUACGUUCCAAGUAUGAACAACGUUGCUCCAGACUUUUACAAACCUGAACUCAACAGCGCUCCUUAUACUUGCAAACAGGAAUAUAUGCCUUACCAGGAGCCGCUGCCCAUGGUGCCACUACCUUCUAACCUUACGCAGAUGGACUUUGACCUUGGAAAUGUGGAAAGACCCGCUUACCCUGCGUCUUCCAACUUGGACACUUUUCUGGAGUGUUUAUCACAGAACCCUGAAAUCCAGAGUUGUGGGUUAAACGCACAGACUGUUCUGAUGACUCCGCAGGCUUGUUAUACUGGUGCUGUAUCAAUGUACCAGUGCCUACAGGAACCCCAGCCAUCAUGUCUCAAUCAAAUACAGUAUGACACUGUGAUGCCCACACAGCAGCAGUUAUUAAACAAGCAGUUCCAAAAUGGCUUAAGUGGAGGAAGCAUGAACGAAGCGUACGCUGCACCGAUGGAUGUGGUUAAUAACACCCUCUCGGCCACACGUAUACCCCCUCAUCAUCGUCAUGCUGCGGAUUCCAAAUGUUACCCGGAUUUACCGUCAAGCGGAUACAUGUAAAUAAUCGACGCCGAGGGCAGCACGUGCUCUUAAGUGUUUUUCUUUUGGCCUCGAGACUUCACGUUGAAAAUGCUUUAAAGCCGCAUUAUAUUCUAAAGAGUUUAUUAAAGGCCGUUUGCACUUUGUAGGCCUCAGAAGUCUAAAGCUUACACGUUGGACAGGGCUGGCCUGCUUGUGGCAGAGAAAGCAUAGGUUGGAAAACGAAGCUCUUCUAUUCCCCGUACUAAAAAGUCCAUAUUUUUAGUGGGAUUUAAGUCUGUGUAUUUUUACAAUACAGUCCUGUAAUAUGUGAUAUCAAGCAACAACAUAAGAUAAGGCAAGCGUUUUAUUUCUCUACACUGCGUAGAACUAUUUGUUUCAUGUUAAAGCACUUACAGCCUUAAAUACAAUGGCAUUUUAUACAUUUUAAUUAAUAUAUAACAAACAUUUAUUUUCCUUUUCGCAUAGUGAAGAACCUAGGAACUCUGCACCAAAAUCCUUUCGAGUGGCAGUUCUAUUUUCUUUGUAUUUUAUAUUGUUUUGCACUCUGAUAGAGUAGAGUGGGUUAAGUCUGUGAUUAGCUCCUGAUCAGGUGGGCUUUUUUAUUUGGCUGGAUUGACCCGAUACUGAAAUAAACCGGCAGCGAGCAGGAGGCAGUUGCCCCCUUGAGCUGCUGUGAUUUGAAGCAUUGAUGACACUGGCUAUUUAUACAUGCAGUUUAACAUAUGGCCAUAGACUGAGUGUUACGGUGUUACCAGAAGCUUAUCGGCUUGUUUUUUUUUUUUUU